CAAUCACAGAGCUGGAUGUACAAGCAGUCUUUAUCGCCCGGCAGAGCAAAAAUAAGACAACAAAGCUGUCCGGAUAGGAAGAAGCUGUUGUGUUUACCUCUCGCAUCUCAGGUGCUGCAGUGUUGUGGGACAUGCCGUGCUGCAUUUAGUUAUCUAGUUCAGUCGUUUGGACGAGAACUCGCACACGGACUCAAUUUUGGUUUCAUCGACUUUUCCACAUUCUGAUAUGGAAACAGACGCGGUGAUCCCGAUCUGGCAGAACAAGCCACAUGGCUCCACGCGCAGUGUGGUCCGGAGAAUCGGAUCAACCCUGCCUUUGAAACCCAGCCCAAGAGCCUGCUUCCAGGCUCUCCCGGGGUUGCCCCCUCAGCACCUCACAGAGCCCAUGGUGCCCACGCUGGCGGACAUUGCUUGGAUCGCUGCUGACGAGGAGGAGACGUAUGCCCGAGUCAGGAGUGACUCGCGCCCGUUCAGGCAGGAGUGGAAGCCAACGCCUCUGCUGGUUCUCCAUAGAAACUCCUCGGUGCCCAACUUCAGGAGGGAGGGGAAGAAGAUGGAGGGCUUGAAGAAGCCAGGUCAGACUGCACUGAACAGAACCACAGCCCUACAGGACGAGCUCAGUCGACUGCGUGCUCAGAUCGCCAAGAUAGUGGUGGCAGAGUCAGCCCCUGUGACGCCUGACCUCCUGUCCCCAGAUGACACCAGCCUGAGUUUUUCAAUGGCCCCCUUUGAGUCCUUCCAGGAGGGAGGCUCGUUCGUGAUCAGCGACCUCUCUGAGGCAGUGCCUGACCUGGAGUCCGACCCCCCUGCCCUCUCCAUGGCCCCCUCGGCCACCUUUGAGCUGCAGCGGCCCGGCAUGGACUGCGAGGAGCAGGAGGAGAACACAGUGUCCCUGUCCAAAUCCACCAGCUUCGCUGACGUCAUGGACAUCCUCAAGGACAUGAAACGGAUGAAGAUGAGCAAGGACCGCAGGUUCUCUCGCGGCUGCACCUCUCUUCCAAUCGAGGACUCUGCCUCCCUCAUCUCGGAGGUUUUGAAGAAGAAGUUCUCCCUGAAGGACGAGGAUUUCAGCCUUCAGGAAUAGACUGACCUGUUACAGUAACCAUACCAGACACACAAGACAGUGCUGUUCCAUCAACAAGAAGCCAUCCUAACCAACAUCAGCUGGGUUUCAUUGAAACCACCAGAGAGAGAGGUAGAUCAUUUCUGUGACAUCCGAACCCAUUUCAUUACCGAUUAAACACUCAGGUGGACAAUGUGUGUUUUUUUUUUCUUUAUUUAUUUUAUUAAGGAAAAGUCGUAGCUGAGCUGUUUCCAGUUUGGUUGUGGUGAGCAUGCAGGGGUUGAUACAAUAGGAAGGUGACAUGGAUUUUCCCCAGCCUGGUGGCUCUUGAGACUGGGCUAAGUUUUGAAACCAAGUGCUCUGGUCUCCUAGUGGGUACCUAAAACUGUGCUAUAGACAGAAUCAUUAUUUUCAUUUAAGUUCUGUGGUUUGGAUACCAUGAUCUGCUUAAUCUCUAGUACCGAGCUAUAGGGAACGCUAUCUUCCCCAGUUGCAAUUAAGUCAUUGACUGCUAGAUGGCACUGUUGUACAGCAAACCACUCUGAUACACUAAAUUAUAUUGCUAGUAACGCAGGGCUGGAAAGCCAAGACUAGUCUUGUGCUAAUAGCUAGUGUGAGCACAGUGUAAGAAAUGCAUUUGAUCUGCUGUAUCUGUGAGUGUUACAGGACUUGUAUCCA
This is a messenger RNA of Polyodon spathula (Mississippi paddlefish), 1741 nucleotides long. RefSeq names its product mitochondrial fission regulator 1-like (gene mtfr1l). Lineage: Eukaryota; Metazoa; Chordata; Actinopteri; Acipenseriformes; Polyodontidae. Gene Ontology annotation, biological process: mitochondrial fission; aerobic respiration. The record is from RefSeq and is a predicted model, not a curated record. The transcript is spliced from 7 exons. Gene Ontology annotation, cellular component: mitochondrion. The coding region runs from base 227 to 1084 and encodes 285 amino acids.